Durio zibethinus is the source of this 460-nucleotide messenger RNA. RefSeq lists its product as uncharacterized. Lineage: Eukaryota; Viridiplantae; Streptophyta; Magnoliopsida; Malvales; Malvaceae. The record is from RefSeq and is a predicted model, not a curated record.
UCUUCAGCUUUAAAAGUAGAAGUAUAUAAUGGCUCCAAGCAGGUGAAAACGUCUAAAUCUAUAAACUCCUUUGGCAAACAUCCAAUAUACAAGCUCCAAAAUUUUACUUGCACUUUUAUCAUGAGAAAAGCUUGUUUCUUGUCCAUGAAUCAAAGAUGCUAAAGGACAAGGAUGCGCCGUCCAGUGUUGAGAAAAAAGGUGAAGUUUGCAAUAUUUUCAGUUCAUAGAAAUCUUUUAACUCUGCAAAGGAUCGUUCCAGGGUGCGAGGAGGCCGAUUUGGAAACCUUGUUUCAGAGGUCUAUUGAGCACAUUAUCAAAUUAAAAUCACUGGUUUAUGUUCUCAGAAGUCUUGCAAACUCCUAUGGUGUAUGACUGGAUAAAUUCCUAGUAUUAUCUCCAUUUGCAUCAACUGUAAGUUUCAAUUUCUUUUUCUCUCAGUAGUUAGUAACCCGAAACUUGA